Molecule: messenger RNA, 2031 nt
Organism: Lithohypha guttulata
Lineage: Eukaryota; Fungi; Ascomycota; Eurotiomycetes; Chaetothyriales; Trichomeriaceae
Gene: YND1
Product: Golgi apyrase
Exons: 1
Coding region: 1-2031 (676 amino acids)
Biological process (GO): UDP catabolic process
Cellular component (GO): Golgi apparatus
Molecular function (GO): UDP phosphatase activity; GDP phosphatase activity
Source: RefSeq, a predicted model, not a curated record
AUGGGUAAAUCCGACAAAUACAACUAUGGCGUAGUGCUUGAUGCUGGUUCAUCAGGCACACGCGUGUACAUAUACCGCUGGCUGAGGAAUGCGCUGGCCCGAGCACAAGAGUCGACAAUUCACAAACUUCCCGAACUCGAAACAAAGGACAAAUGGACGAAGAAGGUACAUCCAGGUGUCUCUACCUUUGGCGAAACACCUGAACUUGUUGGCACAGAUCAUUUGAAGGCUCUGGUCGGUCAUGCUGUUGAAUAUAUACCAAAAGAUGCAAUACCAAACACGCCUAUUUUCCUACUUGCGACGGCAGGAAUGCGUUUGCUUCCUGAUCAACAAAGGCGAAACGUCCUAGACUCCAUAUGCUCCUAUUUGAAGACCGAAACCGAUUUCUUCCUUCCUGACUGCGACCUACAUAUCCAAGUGAUUCCUGGCGAAACUGAAGGAUUGUAUGGCUGGGUUGCAGCCAAUUAUUUACUAGGUGGCUUCGACAAUGCGGAAGAGCACGAUCAUGGAAAAGGGCAUCGUACAUAUGGUUUCCUUGAUAUGGGUGGUGCAUCUGCACAGAUAGCCUUUGCCCCAAACAGUACUGAGGCAGAGAAGCACGCAAACGACCUGACUCUUAUGAGGUUACGGACAGUGGAUGGUGUGUCGCAAGAAUACCGCGUCUUCGUUACGACAUGGCUGGGUUUUGGAGUCAACGAAGCGCGAAGGCGUUAUGUCAAGCAGUUGCUCGAUACAUAUGCCGUCGAAGCGCUUGACGAGAUUCCGGACCCCUGCUUACCUCAUGGUGUAAUACUCACUAUUGACGGCGAACUGCUCGCGGAAAAGGAUGUUGGACAACAGCAUUUGAUAGGCAUCGGAGCCUUUGAUGAAUGCUUGCGCCGAACUCUCCCGCUACUUGAAAGAGAAAAGGAGUGCUUGGAUGAGCCGUGCCUAUUCAAUGGGCAACAUGUCCCAGCCAUAGACUUCGACGUCAAUCACUUUGUUGGCAUCAGUGAGUACUGGCACACAACACACGAGAUCUUUGAGAUGGCGCAUAAGGACAAAUCCUACGAUUUCAAUACCUACCAGAAUAGGGUAGCAGAGUUCUGUUCCCAAGACUGGAAAUCGAUCGAGACAGCUAUUGGCGAUAAACUCUACGGCAAGAAAGUGGACGAACAGACAGCAUACCAAGUGUGCUUCAAGGCGAGCUGGCUCAUCAAUAUUCUGCACGAUGGUAUUGGUGUCCCAAGAGUCGGACUCGAACACAACCCUACCACAGCCAACGGCACGAAAGAAAUCAUCGAAGCAGGGAAGGAGAAAGGCUAUCUAGAACCCUUCCAAGCUGUAAACAAGAUCAAGAGCACAGAGAUUUCAUGGACGAUGGGUAAGAUGGUGCUCUACGCAUCAGCUGACGUACCAGCACUUGAAGAACAAGCAGCUCCAGUGGGAUUCGGAAGCAAUGAUGGUUCUAUUGUGCCCGCAGACUUUCAGCUACCAGGAGGCGGUCGAUUACAGCCAGGCUCGUUAUCAGUGCCUGACCAGAGCAUAACCAGCAAAAUCACUGACACGCUAUUAUCGUCUGAUUCACCACACCGGAUACCUGGCUUUCUCUUCUUCCUUCUUAUUGUGUUCAUCGCCUUUUUCUAUCUUCGGAAACGUAACGCGAACAAAGCAGGGACGCUUCCAAGACGCACGAGUUCGCAAACCCUGUUUUCGAAGUUCAAUAGGCUCCUGGGUCGAAGGAAUGCCUCAAAGGACUACGACCGUGAGCUGGAAGAUGGCAGUACGCGUCUUUAUGAUCCGAAUGACUUUGAGCUCGGCGCGAUGGAUAGCAGUGAUGAUGAUGAAGUAGCAUCGAAGCCAGCAAGUGGUUAUGCCUCGCCUACAACGAAAAGAAAUGUUAAGUCGGGUGGUGUUGCAGGGAGACUGACGCCUGACAUUAUGGACAGGAGGGGAUUACUCGUUAGAACCGAGUCAAGGGAAAGGUUUGAUGGUCUUGGCGGGAGGAAGAGUAGACAAGGAAGUCGGAGUCCGACAAGGAGAGAUAGAUGA